Toxorhynchites rutilus septentrionalis is the source of this 2827-nucleotide messenger RNA. It is a transcript of the gene Ntan1, whose product is annotated as protein N-terminal asparagine amidohydrolase. The record is from RefSeq and is a predicted model, not a curated record. Gene Ontology annotation, molecular function: protein-N-terminal asparagine amidohydrolase activity. The transcript has 9 exons. Lineage: Eukaryota; Metazoa; Arthropoda; Insecta; Diptera; Culicidae. Bases 1460 to 2392 code for a protein of 310 amino acids. Gene Ontology annotation, biological process: ubiquitin-dependent protein catabolic process. Gene Ontology annotation, cellular component: nucleus.
AAUGUGAUAAACAAAGCAAAACAUCUGCUGGAGAGAAUUUCAAUGGUUUUCUUUUCACAAAUUUUUGAAUGGUGGGUGCGAAAGAAGUGAUGGUUUAUUUGCCUGUUACUUGAUAUAUGUUCUAUGAUAAUGAAAUUUAGUGCUCGAUAAAUUUACACCAUCGAUUAUUACUGAAUUAUGCGAUUGAAAAAAUCGGAAUUUUUCAUCCCCGGUCAGCUGUGUUCAGUUAUAACCAGUAGAAUGAAGACCUGACCGGAUUCGGUAGAAGGUGAACAGUUUCUUUUAUUUUCGAAACCGAUUGUUUGAUUUUGAAGGAAUCAGUUAUACAUCGCGAAAACACCGUUCCUAUUGAUGUAGUUAGUUAUUGAAAAAUUUGUUGUUUCAAACACGAAUGAAUGCUAACUGUGAGUAAUGUUGUUAUGCUGUUAAAAACUGAUAAUAUUUCGGAGCCUCCUCCCCCUAACUCAACACCUAAAAUUACCCUCCUAUCGGAUCAUCAUCGCGUACGGUUGUAAUCACGCGCCCUGGACAGCCAGCCAGUCAGCAGCACCGAUAGACAGACGCGACAGUCACACAAUUAUAAAAACGAACCGCUGCUGGUCCAUCGAACGCACGAGUAGGGCAACCAACCGAUAUCGGAGAGCACCCGACGACGACGACGACGGAACCGGCAAACGAAGGAGCGCAGCAACAGCCACAGUCAGCAUGCUAAACCACCGCAUCCUGACUUCUGCUGCCACCGCUACCUUCUCAGCUCACGAGUCAUUGGCGCACGAGUGGAAAAGCCCUCCGACGAUUGGUUAGUCGCGCCUCGACCAUCGUUCGGUUAGCAUCGCAGCUCGAGAGUGGCGUGAUUCGUUUCGAUUUGACCCAUCAUUGUGAGGUGCUUUUCAUGUGUUUCGAAAGGAGCACAAAGUAAAUGCAACGCGAACAUAGGUGCUAGCCAACGAAAACAACGGAAGAAGGAAAAAAAUAUCAAAAUAAUAUACUAAAUCGUUGAAAAUUCAUGCAAAAGUGAUGUGAUGUAUAUUUUAGUGAAUGAAAAUUGUUAAUGGACGUCUCGUAGGAGAAACUAUCUCAGUUGAUAAUGAAAUAGCUAUUAUUAUUUUUGGUGAAUAUAUACCGGAAAGCCCGUUCAUUGAGAAGUACGAAACGAGAAGAAUACAACAUCCAAGAAAAACACUGAAAUCGAAACGAAUCAUCCAUCAGUAUACGAACGACAACCAUUGUGUCAUAUCAGCUGCUUAUUGUAAGAAGUAAAAACAUUCAACAAGUUACUCCGAGACAGAGCGAAAGCGGCCGGCAGUCAGAGUGAUUGUGGUGAUCGGGGAACGAGACGAGAGGAAAAAAACGAAAACAUAAUAAGAACAACGAAGUACCAAACAAACGGUUUACGGCAGGGAUCGGCAGUUUCGCUCGUAAGAUCUCCGGCGAGAGACGAAAAAGAAGAAAAUAAAACAUGGUGCUUGUACUGAACGGAGUGCUGCAGGACGAGUGCCCGAUGGACACGCACGCGCUUUUUGUGCAACAUCCGGUUUACCGGGAAACAGCCACACAGUUCCUGUCAAUUCCUACGAAAACGGUCGGCCCUCAGGGUUUGCUGUACGUGUGUCAGCGGGAGCUGGCUGCCGUUGCGCCACAUGACAAAAAUGUGAACAUUAUCGGCUCGGACGAUGCGACCACCUGUGUGAUCGUCGUCGUGAGGCAUUCAGGAUCCGGAGCAGUGGCGCUGGCCCACUUGGACGGCAAUGGAACCGACGAAGCCGUCUCGACGAUGGUUGCCCGUGUGCAAGAACUGGCGUACGGCUAUCCGGAAGGACGCAUCGAGUUGCAGCUGAUUGGUGGAUUCAAAGACAACCAAAGCUACGCGGAAGAUCUAUUCAGCAAUAUUAUGCAGUCCUUCCAUAAGCAUCCAUUGGAGAUCGAUUUGACGCAAGCCUGCGUUGGCGAGCUGAACACCAUCCUGCGGGGAGACAUCAACUGGCCAAUCAUCUAUGGAGUCGGAGUUAACGUUAAGACAGGGGAAAUCUUCCCUUCCACUUUCCCAGACAAAGGACCAGAUCUUCAGUUGCGCAUGGCGCGACAUUUCACCGGUGGUCAUCAGGUGCUAGAUAUUUAUGAUUCCACCGUAGGAAUGCUUCGAAUCGGUCCAUUCAACUAUGAUCCCCUGCGGGGCGUGGAUCUCUGGUUGUCUCAGAGUGACGAGUUCAUUCUACAACAUUUAUCCACUAGCCCCGAGGUGGAACCACCCCAUUUCGCUAUGCAGGUUCGUGCCACACUUAGAUACAUUCAGGAUAACCAAUUCCCGGCGGUGACCGUUUUCCGGAACAACAAUCCGCACUACUUCAGAAGGGACGAGGCAACUGGCUGCUGGACUCCUGUGCGGUUCUAGGCCCCUCCCCGCCGGAUAUACAGUAACAUGUUUCCCAUAGUAGCUACAAAACUUUCCUAUUCGAUAAAUAUUUAACUUUGUUAGAAUCAUUUACACAUUACUGUUGAUCCCGCGAGGGGCAACGCAUGUUUUUUUUUAUUUCAUAGAUAAGAUGGCUUCUGUUUCCUCAACUGUUACUAUGAGGUUAUUUAUAAGUUGUACUAUCGCACGAUCGUUUUGGGACUCCCAGAUCGAUAUUGUAUCUACAACUCAUUUCUAGGAUUUUCUUCUAUACCACUAACUUAACAAUAAAUAUAGCAUCAACGAAAUCAAUUCCUAUGAACAAGCAACUUUCACAUAGACCUAAAAACGAGACGAAUUAUUGUACAGAAUUCAGUUUUGUUUCCGUUACAGAAAUGACGCAGAAAGUAGAAGAUAAAUUUGAAUUUGAGAAAA